Molecule: messenger RNA, 2809 nt
Organism: Doryrhamphus excisus (bluestripe pipefish)
Lineage: Eukaryota; Metazoa; Chordata; Actinopteri; Syngnathiformes; Syngnathidae
Gene: efna5b
Product: ephrin-A5b
Biological process (GO): ephrin receptor signaling pathway; regulation of actin cytoskeleton organization; regulation of cell-cell adhesion
Cellular component (GO): plasma membrane; external side of plasma membrane
Molecular function (GO): ephrin receptor binding
Source: RefSeq, a predicted model, not a curated record
GGAGCUACUUGCCCGUCAUCGCUCUCUCCGGAGGCUCCUCAACACACAUUCAUAGAUACACACACACGCACACUCUUACAUAUUUAACACGAAGAAGAAGAAGAAGCCUAUGUGACGCAUUUAUUUGCUUUUUGAAAUGGCUCAUCGCACAUGAGGAGGACACGGCGGGAUGUGGACAUAAACAAGUGUCUCCUCCGAGACGAGAGGACACCACGCUUAUUCUUGCUUCCCAUUGUGGAUUGAUUACCUUCUCUCCUCCAAGUGACUAUGGCUUUAAAAAGUUCUGUGGAUUUCUGACGCGGCGUCACUGGACCAUCCCUCUCCUGUGGUCUUUUUUUUGUGCGUGUGUGACUGACUUGUCCCCCCCUUUAGCACCCAAGGGUGCUCUCGUCAUUCACCUUGUUGACGCACCCCUGCAGAUCCACACAAGAAGGGGAGGGGGACAUCAUAUAUCCCAGCUCGGAAGGGGACACACGUCACAUUUGGACCGGUCAGAACCGAGCAGCGCUUUGAUUUGAAUGAGACGCUUCACCUGCUGCAGCCAAGCGAGUCCGCACUACCAAGAAAAAGAAGAAGGGGGAAUACGUCGUCAACUUUUGCUGUAGUGAUGCUGCAAGUGGAAAUGAUUCUCGUCGUCUGCCUGGUGCUGUGGAUGUGUGUUUUUAGCCAGGAGCCCAGUUCCAAAGUGGUGGCAGACCGCUACGCCGUCUUCUGGAACCGGACCAACGCCAAAUUCCACCGUGGGGACUACCACAUCGACGUCUGCAUAAAUGACUACCUGGAUGUCUACUGCCCGCACUAUGCAGACUCAGUGCCUGAGGAGCGAACGGAACGCUACGUCCUUUACAUGGUCAACUACGAUGGCUACAGCACGUGCGACCACACCUUCAAGGGUUUCAAACGUUGGGAGUGCAACAGGCCGCACUCGCCUAACGGGCCGCUUAAGUUUUCCGAGAAGUUCCAGCUCUUUACGCCGUUCUCCUUGGGCUUUGAGUUCAGACCGGGCAGAGAAUAUUACUACAUUUCCUCCACCGUGGCUGAGAACGGGAAGAAAACCUGCCUGAAGCUGAAAGUUUUCGUCCGACCAUCAAACAGCUGUGUGAGAACUAUAGGUGUACAUGACCGUGUUUUUGAUGUAAACGACAAAGUAGACAAUACGUUAGAACCACGAGACGACACAAGCCACGAACCAGCCGAGCCCUCCCGAAGCGAGGAAACAAACGCAUCUCCGCGCCUGCCAAUAUCGAGUCAACUUGUGGCGUCACUGCUGCUCUGCCUUGCAGCACUCUUAUAGCGCCCCCGCCUGUCCCGGAGGGGCACAUUUAUUACACCCAGCGUGGCCUGAAUGAAUCUGCCCGAGGUUGCAAAGAAAAGGGGGGCGGGAUUUUGCAGGUGUUUGCUUGAUUGGACAUCCCAAGGAAUCUCUGUCACCUCCGCCCCCUGACAAAGUUUUAAAGAUGUGAGUGGGGGGGAAGAAAAGCGGGGGAUAUGGCGCCCCUUUUUUUGUUGCAAACCUAAGAUGCCAAAUCCUGUUGUUUUUUUACUUUUGACACUUGGUGUUUUUCCCUUAACAGCGUCAUGGUUCAUCAUUGCAGUACACACACAGAUACGGACUCAAGUCUCUACAAUUCUUACAAAGUUGUGUUCAGUAGCAGUAGGAAAGUGAAGACUGUAGCGCUUAGGGAAGGACUUGUACAUAAACAAGUAGCUAGCUGUCUUGAGACGUUGCAAGAAGCAGCUGUGUCGGGAUUAUCGAUCCAGCAAAUGAGAGAUGACAAAAGAAGUGUAAUUAAUUGAAGUCAGGGUGCCAUCCAAGUCGUUCAUUGUGCAAAGAUUGAGCACAUUUUUAUUAUUUGGGAGGGGGCAGGUGGGGGCUUUUUAUGACAGUUCUUGUGUUUUUAGAAUUGCAUGUCGGGCCAGAUCAAUUGCUCUUGCGGUCCGUAUACGGCUCUUGGCUGGAGGUUGGCCACCCUUGGUUGAAGCAGGAAACCACAGCGGGGAGUGUAUGCGGCCUGCACUUUAACUUUCUGAUCCCCAUGGCACUCAGUAAGAUGGUGGAGGAUCAGGUGUUGAGUGAAAUCGAUUGUUUCUCCCUGAAUGUUCUGAACUCCUGCUUCCAUGACAGUUCUCUUACUGAAGAGGAGUUGCCAUCGGGUGGAUGUAGCUGACACUAACUCCACCCAAUGGAUAGGACACUCAGCAAUCAGUUCAUCGACAAAUUGAUUAUUAUGCCUGUCACUAGUGAAAAAUAAAAAGCAAGCCGUUUACGUUCAUAAAACGGAGAAAUUCAAACUCCCACCUGGAGACAGGGGAUCGAUGUCUUUUAGAAGUCGCAAUUUCACGGCGGCGGUCACACUCAUUUUGUGUUUAGCGAGCUGGACAAAGAACUCCGCUUUGUUCUGGCAGUCCUUCUCCUUGCCAGCUUGCAUAUUCAAAUCCAAAGAUUUGAACUUAACGCCAUAAUGAUAGAGAACAGAAGACUAAUAGCAGCAGCUUCUACAGCACUGAUGCAUUGUUGUGUUUACUUGCUUCAAUAGCACUUACAAUCAAUGAUAUGGUCCCCGUGUAAGGACGGUCAUCUUCAUUCGGCUUCAACUUCAAUACCAAUAAUCCUCCCAAUGAAACAACUUCCUGUCAGACCUGUGUGCUAACAAAAAAAACGUAUGUCCAGCCUGGACCUCCUAGUGUUACUGGUUUAAGUGACUCUUUAAUGAGGUUCAAAAUGACAGGCAUGCGGACCCCAUGUUGCGGCAAGGGGGAGUUAUUUCUGGUAUUAAAAAUAGACAGCGGAAGCCUUGAAGGAAGGGGG